AUGGCUAUCGAGGAAGUCAACCCUGGAGGACUAUGGGCUAUCGAGGGAGUCAACCCUGGAGGAGUAAGGGCUAUCGAGGGAGUCAACCCUGGAGGACUAAGGGCUAUCGAGGCUAUCGAGGGGGUCAACCCUGGAGGACUAAGUGCUAUCGAGGGAGUGAACCAUAGAGGAGUAAGGGCUAUCGAGGGAGUGGACCUUGGAGGACUAAGGGCUAUAGAGGAAGUGAACCUUGGAGGAGUAAGGGCUAUCGAGGGAGUCAACCCUGGAGGACUAAGGGCUAUCGAGGGAGUAAACCCUGGAGGACUAAGGGCUAUCGAGGGAGUCAACCCUGGUGGAGUAAGGGCUAUCGAGGGAGUCAACCCUGGUGGAGUGUGGGCUAUCGAGGGAGUCAACCCUGGAGGACUAAGCGCUAUCGAGGGAGUCAACCCUGGAGGACUAAGUGCUAUCGAGAGAGGAAACCAUAGAGGAGUAAGGGCUAUCGAGGGAGAAAAGCUAAAGGCUAUGGAGGGUUGCGAUUGGGUGGGUGAGUGGGUUUAG
This is a messenger RNA of Pecten maximus, 537 nucleotides long. RefSeq lists its product as uncharacterized. The coding region runs from base 1 to 537 and encodes 178 amino acids. NCBI's taxonomy places the organism in Eukaryota, Metazoa, Mollusca, Bivalvia, Pectinida, Pectinidae. The record is from RefSeq and is a predicted model, not a curated record. The transcript has 2 exons.